AUGGCGGCGAGGAUCCUUUGCAGGCUUUCAAAAGGCGCGGCCGGCGCCGCCCGUGCUGUGAUGCUCUCGCCUUCCAGUCGCCCCGUACUGCGGCUUAUGCACGCCACAACGAGUCCGUCAGUCAAGGUAGGAGCUCCGUGUGCGUACGCGCCUGCGUAUGCAUCGUUUCGUUUCGUUGUACUCAUUAGAUAUCUCAAAUUGUGAUCGCAUGUCAUCUUCCCUAACGAAGGAUAGAAGGCUGCCAAAACCCUCGAAGCUAGAUAGAAUGAUGGAUUUACCAAAGUUUUUGUGCCUCGAUGCAGUUUGUAGAAUGUCCAUAACACCGGAGACGAUGCGAUUUCCUUGUGCAUUGCUCUGCGACUACUUCGGUUUCGCAGUAAAUCAGAGAUUCGUAUGGUUGUGGCUUUGAUUCAGUGAGGCCCUUGAGAAGAAUACAAUAUCAUGUCUAUAAAAGGAAAGGAUGGAGGACGAAGAAUCAUACCAGGUGGGGAGAAGGAAGAUUGAUUUAUAGCUCGAGACUGAAUAAAUCAAAGGGCAACUGAGAAAGAAGAUCAUGAUGUGGAGAGGAUAAGGAACAUUGAUGAUUAGUCAGCAGGAUCAAAAAAAGAGUAGAGGGGACAUGCAGGAGUAGGAUCCAGUACUAAGUCACCGGCUCAAGACUUGAUAGCUUGCUUACUUACUCUAAGAUGACCAUAAAUUACACAAAAAUAUUAAUAUUUUCUGUUUUCCAGGAUGAACCCUAGCAUUCAGAUGCCUCGUUCUACAUCAUUUCAUAGUAAAAAAGGUCUCAGAUCAAUAGAGAAGUGGGGUGUUGUCUCCCAUUUGGGAGAACCUCGGAUGACUUCAUUGCUUGGGAUGCUCAAUGAUAUCUUGGUACUGCCAAAUUUUCAUGGAAGCGUGGCGAUGUAUUAACCAUUGAUACAUAUUCUCUAUUUUUUUCCCGUAGGUGCCGUGUCAUAUGACUGAGUUAUUCAAACUCGGAGGCUCUGGCCCACAAAGAUUUGGCUUUUCUUCGUCCUCAUACCCACAACCUGAUGAAAAAGAGGCAGAUGGUACCUCUGAUGAGAAAGGAACCGUGGAGGAAGAAGACUCUCUUUUGUCAAACUCUUCUUCUCACGUUGACCCAGUCAAUGAGUCAACUGAAAAUCCCCGGCGAGCAGAAGAUAAGAGCUCCAAAAAUUCUCACCCCCCCCCGCCGAAGAGGAGGAGGAGGAGCUUCAGACGGACUGCAUUUUCUGAUUCAGACGCAGAGCCUGAGCUAGCCAUUGAGGAUCUAGCAAAGCUUGUUGCAGACAAGGAGGAGCUCCUGAAGCUGAAGCACAAGGAGAUUGAGAAAAUGCAGGAAAAGGUUCUUCUUAGCUAUGCAGAUAUGGAGAAUGUGAUCGACAGAACAAAACGCGAGGCGGAAAACUCCAAAAAGUUUGCCAUUCAGGUUUGUUUUUCUCAUAUAUACUUGCCAUUUCAGUCAGUUGAGAAUAGCCGUAUAUUGUUUAUAGCUGAAAUAAUACAAUCAUGUGAUCAUAUAUAUGGCCUAAUCAAUCGUUGUCCAUUUCCAUCGUAUGCCUGAUUGUUCAUCAUCCUCUUCCAAUUUUUUAGCACAGAAUUUUGCACAGAGCCUGCUAGAUGUCUCUGACAAUCUGGGAAGGGCAUCAUUAGUUGUUAAGGAAAGCUCCUCAAAGAUGGAUCCAUCCAAGGAUUCUGCUGGGGCUGUGAAGCUUCUCAAGACACUCCUGGAGGGCGUUGAGAUGACAGAGAAACUACUAAUGGAGGUAUAUCAUAAAUUAUCGCAAGUUCUUAUCUAAAUUCUUAGAAAUUCCGGCAGAAAUAGCAAUUUUUCCUUAUUUUGGGUCUAUCUUACCAAUUUGGAUGCUCUUGGACAUUUUUUUAAAAAAUGUAUUUUUUCCAGGUUUUUAGGAAGUAUGGUGUGGAGAAAUUUGAUCCUUCUAAUGAACGUUUUGAUCCGCACCGGCAUCUUGCUGUCUUUAAAAUACCAGAUGAUUCAAAGCCUCCAGGGACAGUGGGCGCCGUCUUGAAGGUCAGUCCCUCCACAGUCAGCUUGUUUCAGUCUGUCUGGCACUCUGCUUAUAGUAGUAGUCAACCCCCAGUAGGUCUGAAGUCAAGCGCAGAGAUAGAAAUAAGGCCAGGCCGUGAAUGUGGCCUGAGGCAGCCUAUUUUCCGGGCUUUGCUCUUAAAGUCAAACCCAGAGAUAGAAAUAGGACCAGACCGUAAAUCUGGUCUGAGGUAACCUGUUUUGCCAGGCUUUGAUCUUAAAGUCAAACCCGGAGAUAAAAAUAGGACCAGCCCAUAAAUGUGGCCGGAGGCAGCCUAUUCUGGGGGCUUUGAUCUUAAGGUCAAACCCAGAGAAAGACACAGCGCCAGCCCAUAAAUUUGUCCUGAGGCAGCCUACUUUCCAGGCUUUGAUCUUAGAGUCAAAGCCAGCAAGAGAAGCAGACCAGGUCCAUUAAACGUGGACUGAUACCGCCAUUUUCUGGGCUUUGAUCUUUGACUCGAAACCCUGAAACAGAAGUCAACCCCCCGGGUGAACCUGGCUUGAACGGCCAUUUUCCGGGCUUUACCCUUGAAAGUCAAAACCAGAAACAGAAGUGUAGGACAAGCCAGCAGAAACAGAAGUGUAGGCUCUGACCUUAAAGUCAAACCAAAAAACAAAAUAGACCCAGCUCGUAAACGUGGCCUGAUGCAGCCAUUUUCGUUUCUUCAGUCUUAAAGUCAAACCCAGAUACAGGAACAGAUCCACCCCAAAGCUCACACCGGUUAUGGUCUGGCUUCAAAACUUUCAAAAGUCAACUGCCAUGAAUCUCUUCUCUUGUGAUGCAAAAACUUAAGAGAAACUUUGAUUAAUUAUCAUUUGACGGGGAUUCUUGCAGCCCGGGUACAUGCUCUACGACCGGGUUCUCCGGCCGGCUGAGGUUGGCGUGACAGAAGAAGCUUCAGAUGAUCCUGCUUGGCAGACUCCAGGGGAGUGA
This is a messenger RNA of Spirodela intermedia, 2984 nucleotides long. NCBI's taxonomy places the organism in Eukaryota, Viridiplantae, Streptophyta, Magnoliopsida, Alismatales, Araceae. The record is from the annotation of a GenBank genome assembly.